ACACGCCCUCCCAACAGUCUAACACAUCAUGCAAAUUGGAGGCUCAGUGAGCAAAAUAUUUUGUCCGUAGAGACGAGGAACAUUGAUGUCGGCGUCUUCAAAUCAAAGUCAAUGACUCUGGUGUUUAAACUCAAGACCAGGUGACGUUUUUCCCAACAAUUUCGGCUGCUGCACAUGUAGGUGAACACUUCAGCUUUGAUCCACCGGUCAUUGCAAGGACGCACUCCUUGGUCAUCUUUAAGCAAUCAUCAGGUCAGUCUCAGCUGACCCACAUGGAGGACAGAACAGACAGUCCCAUAGCCGUGAAGGUGGAGGAGCAUUCUCGGUGUGUCAUCCUGACCUACUUCCAGGGUGACAUCAACAGCAUGGUGGACGCUCACUUCAGCCGUGCCCUCAGCAAAGGCUGCAAGGCCAAGGCACCGGCAGCAAAGGCAAAGAAAAUACGUAAAAGUAUUAAACUGGAGGAAACCAGCACCUGUCAGGGGCCAGCUGUUGAGUGUUACUCAGAGUCACAGCUCCCUCCUGUAGCAGGACGUCUCAUGAACUUCAGCCCUGCAGACGACCCCGCUGGCUCGUGGCACUCGUUCACAACCAGGACAGGAGAGGGUCCGGGGUUGCCGUCCCUCACCUACUCCCUGUCCCCAGAUGGGUUGAGUCUUACUGGACAGCAAUACGCCUCAUCUCUGCUCAACCUCCUGCAUAGUGACCGGGGUGAGAUGGGACCCAGCGUGGCCUCCAGCUCCAAGCCAGAACUGCAUCCCAGCUGGACGAUGCCUCAGGGAUUUAGAGACUCCAUGGACCCCACCUUAGGAUUUGAACCUGGACGUCGUCUGGACAAGAAGGACUUGUACUGGUACUGAAAAGAGACACAGAGGGAGAGUGGCUGGAGCAGCAGAGGCAGGAACAGCUUCAACAACACCACACACAUACUUGUGACUCUGUAAAGCCGCUUGGCUUUCUGCUCAGCCGUCAGGUGUUUUCUCGUCAAACAGGUGUCACUGAGCGUCCUCUAAGAAUACCCACAGGAGGAGCACUGCAGCGCUUCCAUUUCCACUCCACAGUGAAAUGAGCUCAGCACGUCAGCACGCACCAACUGGAACAACCUUUCUGAAAGGGAACACUCUCUGACAAACCUGUUCUUCAACUCUGUCACUCCUCUUGUAAGAUCUCAAAGAACUGUAUAUGUUGUUGCUCCCGGUGAUUGAAGGGCAUUUUUCUUUUGCUGUCAUCAGGCACUUCUCUUCUAGUGGGCCUGUCAAAUACUGGAAUUCCUAACUUCGAUGCAAUACCUUGGACAUGAUAGAUAUUCCAUACCAGUGGGAAAAAUUGUCAUUUAGGGCGUAUAGAUUAGAGAUUUUUACUAAAAGAUAAAUAUGACAUGGGCUUUAAAAUGACAACAAAUUCUCUUUCUUGGUCAGCAGCAGAGAGCAGCAGAAUGACUGUGGUAAACAUCAACAAUAAAUUCCCAUUAACAAUAUGGCAGUUCACAUGUUCAGAAGCAUUUAAAGUCACACAUUUAAAGUGCUUAAGUGCAAGGGAAAAAAACAUUUCCUUAUUCCAGUAGGCUUUUACCUAUUGUGCAUUUGUUGUUUUAAGGUCACACUGGUUUUGGCAGUGUAACAGUAUGUGUCCCAUGGCAGUGAGGCCCCCUUUGAAUUAAACUGAAUAAAAUUUAGAGGAGAGCACAAGUGGAGGCGGGGUUACAGGGGCCACUGCAGUGGUAUGUAUGUAAACUCACUGUUGGAAAGAAGACAGUGUGAGGAAAGAGUAUUGAUAGCGUCAACACUGCGAAAAAUGAGUAUUGAAAUCAAUAUGUAUCAAUAUAUCUAUAUUUUUGACAACUCUAGCCUACACCAGUAAGAAGACCAGUAUUACAGUAAGUUAAAAGUCUAGUUUGUAGGAUUUAGUGGCAUCUAGCAGUGAGGAUUGCAAACUGCAACCAGCUGAACUCUCAGUUAAUUUCCUUCAGUGUUCAUUGUUCAGGAGAUUUUUUUACCAGGAGCUGGAUUAUCCUUCUCUCCAAAAAUGGGCCAGGGGUCUCAUUUAUAAAACAGUGCAUAGGAUUCAUGUUAAAAAUGUACAUAUGGACAAAAGCCAAAAAUGGUGUGCACCAAAAAAUACUUGACAGUUUCUACAAUCAGGCCUCCACCUCACCGUCUGCGUCGCCAAUUUACCAUCUCCAAAAUGUUCGUAAGCAUGGGUCAAAGUUUCUCCCAUCAAGUCUGUUUUCAUAGAUCACAACUUUUACGUGGGAAAUGGCGUAGAUAUCUUUCAUGCCUCGUUUUGUUCGUACACAUUGUUUAUGAAUGAGCCCCCAGAUGAUUUAAAAAAGUAAAAUCACUGUAUGAAGCAAGUGCAUGUUGUUUUCGGUGUUGUUUGGUUCAUCACAGAGGGGCUGCUAACUGCAGAGGCCAACGCAAAAACAUGAAUGGCCCUAUCUGGAGCCAGUGUGUGGUUUGUCAGUUCUGGGCCACGGUAGAAACAUGGCGAUGCAACAUGGCGGCUCAUUCUGAGGUAACAAAAACAUAAUUGUUAUUUUCAGGUGAUUACACACCAAAAAAAUAAUACUCAUUGUUUUAUAUUCCAUUUCCUCCAAAAUCCCCCUAAAUCCCACACACUGGACCUUUAAAGUGAGAGCAUUUGUGAGUGUAUAAAUAUUGAUGUUAAUAUCUGUUACAGUCCACAGUUAAAUUGAAGUUGCUGUGAGAAUAUUUUAUAUAUUCAAACAAAAAAAUAUAUGAAGGAUAGUGAUGUUUUGUUAAUGACUUGUUUUCUGUAAUCUUGUGUGUCGUGUACUGUACAAAAAUGGAAUCAUAUAUGAAGUUAAAUAAAUAUCUGAGCAGACGAACAAAAAAUCUUGAUAUCAUUCAGUGUUGAACACAGAUAUCUACUUAACAUGCUCUUAAUGUGAAAUAAAUUGAUGAGGGUCAAAUAGCAAACAGUCAGCAUGAACAAUACCAACACCUGAUGAUGCACAGUGUGAGAUUUUUCCUACAAAAAUAUAUAAAAGACAUCGAUCAGUGGUGGAAAGUAACUCAGCACAUUGACUCAAGUACUGAACUUUACUUGAGUAUUUUUUGUUACUAUACAGGGCGUUGCAGUGGUUAGCAUGGUUGCCUCACAGCAAGAGGGUUCCUGGUUCAAACCCUGAGGUAGGGGAGUCCACAUGCU
Epinephelus fuscoguttatus (brown-marbled grouper) is the source of this 3171-nucleotide messenger RNA. It is a transcript of the gene vgll1l, whose product is annotated as vestigial like family member 1. The coding region runs from base 273 to 860 and encodes 195 amino acids. Gene Ontology annotation, cellular component: nucleus. Gene Ontology annotation, biological process: regulation of transcription by RNA polymerase II. The transcript is spliced from 4 exons. NCBI's taxonomy places the organism in Eukaryota, Metazoa, Chordata, Actinopteri, Perciformes, Serranidae. The record is from RefSeq and is a predicted model, not a curated record.